AUGGCAGCCACUAGAUUUUCUGACGAGAAAGCUGUAGGAUAUGAAGGCUGUGAGAUUUUUGAGCAGCAUGAAUCGGGAGAGUCGCAUAGUUUUAGUAACUUCAAGAGACUAAGAAGUCGCGAUGAAGACGGGAUAUAUGAAUUCCAGAGUAAACGCAUGAAAAAUGUUGAGGAGAAAUCAAGCCAGACGCAGAAAGUUAUAAUUCAAGUGAAAAGUGGAGAACUUUUGGACGACGGAUACAAAUGGAGAAAGUGUUAUUAUAAAUGCUCAGACAAGAAAUGUGGUGUGAAGAAACUGGUGGAGCGAAAGCCUUUUGAGGAUGAAACUCUGGUUAUAACUUACGAAUGA
Molecule: messenger RNA, 348 nt
Organism: Cryptomeria japonica (Japanese cedar)
Lineage: Eukaryota; Viridiplantae; Streptophyta; Pinopsida; Cupressales; Cupressaceae
Product: WRKY transcription factor 28-like
Exons: 4
Coding region: 1-348 (115 amino acids)
Biological process (GO): regulation of DNA-templated transcription
Molecular function (GO): DNA-binding transcription factor activity; sequence-specific DNA binding
Source: RefSeq, a predicted model, not a curated record